This is a messenger RNA of Mesocestoides corti, 450 nucleotides long. NCBI's taxonomy places the organism in Eukaryota, Metazoa, Platyhelminthes, Cestoda, Cyclophyllidea, Mesocestoididae. The record is from the annotation of a GenBank genome assembly.
AUGGGCCUAAAACACCUCCACCUGGCAAUCCUGAUUCUGUCCUUGACGGCGCUCUGUUUGGCUGUUAUUCUGCCACAAUGGCAUUGUGGGAGUCUCUUUGAAAAGUGCACGGAAAGCGGCUCUGCAAAGAAGGACGUCAUGCUGGCGGUGACAUGCUGCCUGAUCAUAGGAAUAACCAUGCUUUCGGUCGUGUGCAUAAUUGACUUUAUCCAACUGUGUUCCAAGACUCGAUCUGGCGUGGAACGAACAGUGAGAAUGUUACUCCUCUACGUCGGUUCACUCCUCGCUCUGGCAGCUGUCAUAAUCUACACCGUCGAAAUUUCUGGCUCCUGGUCCUACUUCAUUGCCACUUGCGGAUCAAUAUUUGCUAUUCAACUUUCAUUAAUGACUGUUCUCUAUGGAAGGUGCUGCAGCAGGUACUCGGCGGGAGUGCGAAUUGAAGAACGUUAG